Messenger RNA from Myodes glareolus (Bank vole), 5661 nucleotides. Lineage: Eukaryota; Metazoa; Chordata; Mammalia; Rodentia; Cricetidae. The record is from RefSeq and is a predicted model, not a curated record.
UCUGGCCUCACUCCUCCUGUCCGUACCAGCAGCCUUUGGUAGGGGCCGUCGCUUACCAGCAGAGGGCACUGUGAGGAGGGGGCUUCUAGAUGCGUGACCUGCAUCAAAGCUGCCUCCUUUCCUCCUCCCUUCCAGACCGGCCCUGGGAAGUGUGCUGACUCCCAGGCCUCACCUGGACUUUGCCAAUAGACAAAGACAUUCUCCGCCACCCCUCCAUAGCGUGACUGGGAGCUGCCGGGAAGUGGCAGGCCACACCUGCCUGCAUUCCCCGCCCAAGUCCACUUGUCUGCUGGCCUGGAGACAGGUCUGGUUGGCCUUUCUGCUUCUUAGAGAAGGAAUUAUUGCUUCUGGGCGUGCUAGCAGCCUCUUGGAACAAACUGAUAUUAAGGCCCUUGGCCUUGGCUGGUACAGGGGUGUAGGCGUGACCAGGCAGAUGAGCCCCCAGGACAGCAGUUCUGUGUACCCUUUCCAGUUCCUUCUGUUGGUGGGGAUACCUGUGGCCAGUGUUUUCCUUCUGCUUCAGUGCCUUCGCUGGCACUGUUCUCGGUGGCUGCCAGAAGACUGCAGGAAUCCAGAUGACCAAGAGGAAACAGUGUUCCCACCCACUCCAUUGCCAGAGUAUGAGCCCCCAAGGCAGGGCCCACCCCCGACAAUACCGGAGGUGGCUGCGUUCUACCAGGAGCUCCAGACGCCCACCCGGGGCCAGACCGUCACACGGAAGCUGAUGCAUAAGCUGCUGGUGUAUUCUGCUCGAGAGGUGGAUCACCGUGGCGGAUGCCUGAUGCUGCAUGACACAGGCAUUUCUCUGCUCAUCCCGCCAGGUGCUGUGGCAGUGGGUCGUCAGGAGAGGGUGUCCUUGGUUCUGGUGUGGGACCUGACAGAUGCCCCAUCAUUGUCUCACAGACAGGGGCUAGUGAGUCCUGUGGUGGCUUGUGGCCCUCAUGGAGCCUCCUUCCUGAUGCCUUGCACCCUCACAUUCAAGCACUGUGCCCAGGAGCCCAGUCAGGCCUGUGCCUACACCAGCAAUACUCCCUUGCUGGAUGCCAAGAACUGGAGGCGUCUGGGUCGGCCGGGGGCUUAUACCUCCCGGGAUGAAUGUCGUAUCCUGCUCUCUCACUUCAGCCUCUACACCUGCGUUCUGGAGGCACCCCUGGGUCAGACAGCCCGCAAAUGGCUGCAGCUGGCAGUGUUCUGCUCCCCUCUGGCACCCGGGCAGACCCACCUGCAGUUGCGUGUCUACUUCCUGAACAAUACUCCCUGCGCCCUGCAAUGGGCUAUCACCAAUGAGCAGCCCCAUGGUGGACGCAUGCGUGGGCCCUGCCAGCUCUUCGACUUCACUGGGGCCAGAGCAGACCAGUGCCUGAAGCUCAAGUACAUCUCUGAGGGUUGGGAAAACGUGGAUGACAGCAGUAGCCAGCUGGUUCCCCACCUUCAUAUCUGGCAUGGAAAGUGCCCCUUCCGUUCUUUCUGCUUCCGGAGAAAGGCAGCCAAUGAGAAUGAAGACUGCUCGGCAGUAACCAAUGAGAUCAUUGUCACCAUGCACACCUUCCAGGAUGGCUUGGAAGCCAAGUACACGGAAAUCCUCAGGUUCCAGGCCUCAGAGGAAGAGCCCUGGGCGGCACCGCCUCCUGUCUCUCAGCCUCCCCCAUGCAAUAGGCUGCCCCCGGAGCUCUUUGAGCAGCUGCAGAUGCUGCUGGAGCCCAGCAGUGUCACUGGGAAUGACUGGCGUAGACUGGCCUCCCACAUGGGGCUGUGUGGCAUGAAAAUCCGGUUCUUGUCCUGCCAACGCAGCCCAGCCGCGGCCGUCCUGGAGCUGUUCGAGGAACAGAAUGGCAGCCUGCAGGAGCUUCACUACCUCAUGACCUCCAUGGAACGGUUGGACUGUGCCUCCGCCAUCCAGAACUACCUAAACCGAACCCCCCGGGGCAGCCCUGCCAUGAUGCACGGAAGCACCUGGGAAGAACAUCUGGGAAGAACACCUGGGAGAACACCUGGGAAGCACCUGGAGCUGGAUGAGAAACUCUAAGCAUGCCCUGCGGGUCCUCGCGGGGUGCUGCAGUAGGCCAGGUCAUGCCUAUGAGUUCAGGGUCAUUGGCACAGACCCGGGUGGACCGAGCUGAAACACCCAGCGAGGCUAGGCUAGACUGCCUUACCAUCAGCCCCGCAUCAGGACCGCUCUCUCUCCUGUUGGCCAACUUUGUCUUGAGUGCAGGUUCCCUCCUGGUCGGUAGAGGGCGCGAGAGUCUGGGAGAUAGCCACAGCCCAGUCAGCUUCCAAAAUGCUGCUUUAGUUUCUCGUGGACGGCCAGGUGGCCCUGCAAUCACACUGAGAUGGAGACUGCUCAGUUCACAAAAAUUCAGGGAGCACUGAGUCUCAGCACCAAGCAGGAAUCAUGGGGGAAACGUCGGCUUCUUUGAUCUUGUUCUGGAGUCUGUUCUGCCGAAUUGAGAUGCCCUCACCAUCAGCUGAGCGCGACAUUCUAGAAGUGCCUUCCUAUGGUUAGGCGAUGCGGUGGGUGUGUAGCUGUGCUUAGCUUUGGGUUGAGAAGGGAGGGCGCUGAGGUGUGGGCCCGAGCAAAGAGUAGACUCCAGAGAGGAUCAUGGGAGAGAUCUUUGGGUGGGGCUUGGGGAAUAGGGUGGGUGCACAGAGUAGAACCAAGAGUGAAUGUGUUGGGCUGCCUUAGGAGCUCACCUGAGGGGUGUGAGGAGGUUGGCAGCGGGUUCAAGGCCAGAUCUAGAGAAGGCAGUCAUACCUACUGGCCUCACGCUCCUGUCCCUUCAUGUCUUCCCAUCUUCCCAUGAAGGUCACACCUAUCUUCGUUCUCUGCCACUGUCUCUCUCACCACACACACACACACACACACACACACGCACGCACGCAUGCAUGCACGCACACGCAUUCGCGCGCACCCCCCCCCCCCCCCACGAAGCUGAGAAGCAUUCAGGGUACACAUUCUUUCGCAGCCCAGGUCUUUCCACCUCCAGCUGAGCGUGUUAAGCCUCUGGCUCCUUUUCCUACAGUUGCCCCCUUUCAGGGUUAACCUGACCUUCUGUGCUCAGGGCUUCACACUGCUUCGUCUCUAUCUAGUUAUGUACACCGCCCCAUCUUUGUGUGCUUUUUUUUUAUUAAAACAAAUCCCCCGUCACUGCCUCAGGUGAGUGUCUCAGAACUAAUGCUGAUAUCAAGACUCCUGAAAGAGCCUCAACUAUUCGGGGAGUGAAUGAGCACAGAUACCCCCAGAUCAAGGUCUCCUUUAAGGCCAGGAAGUAAAGACUGGACACUCCACACAGUCAGCAGUUCAGGUUAUUAAUACUCUUGCUUCCCAAUAGUUCUGUUAAUUUGUCCAAAGACAGACGAUCUCUCUGAAAGCCCUAACAAUUCAUUUCCACAUUAAAGUAAAAAUUGGUACUAUUUUAAUGGUGAGCAAUAUUAGUAAAAUAUAAAAAUGCCUUUCUUCUUAACUAAGUUUUGCCAAGACUGAUAACUUUGCAUAUAGGUAUGACUUUUUAAUACAGUUUUAAAAUUUCAAUUGUAUUCUGUGUAGAUAUCUGUAUAUGUGAGUGCAGGUGGCAGUGAGGGGCAGAAGAAGCCAUUGGCUCUGUGAGCCAUCUGGCCAGGGAGCUGGGAACUGAACUCUGGUCCUGACCACUGAGCUGUCUCUCCAGGCUCCAGUGACCUUGGGUGGUAACAGUAUACAGAUGAAUAUUCUGCAGUGCACUUCUAGGAUGAAAGCAGGCCAGUACCAGGCAGCUCAGUUCUCCUUCUUGGAGCAAGCCUUAGGAUUUGGGCCCUUCUGGCCCCUCUCUGUUCUUUAAGCCUCACUUGUCGCCUUCUGCCCUUUUUCCUCCCUUCUUUCCACACCACUGCUGAUCUGUCCGAGUCGGUGCCUUGGCUCAGAAUCGGCCAGCAAAGGGCACUUUCUCCCUCCAUCCCCCGCAGUUUCUUCUCUGCAGGUCAAUCAAAGGCAUCCUUGGAGUCCUUUCUGGAACAAUUGAUUUUAUAUAGCAAACAAAAGCCACAGGGGUUACAGGAGAGGGGGAUUGUGGGAGUUCUGGUUCCCAUCAUGGGAGAGAACUCUUUCUGGCGUGUGUUAAGGUUUACUAGAGGGACAGGAGUGAUGAUACACACACACACACACACACACACACACACACACACAUUAAAAUGGUGCUUAUUAGGCUGACUUAUAGGAUAUGAGCUGAAAAGUCCAACAUGGCUGUCUUCACACCAAAGAGACUGAGAACCUGGCAGCUGUUUAGUCCAUAUGGCUGGGUUCCCUAGCAAUCCCAGUUUGUGCCAAAGGUCUAGAGGGUUCCUGGAGAAUCACUAGCCUUCUGUCCAGCAUUGGAAGCCUAAAGAGAGGAACAGGGAACUGGGGUUUGAUAUCAGUAAAGAGUUGCCACCGCCACUGCCAUGGGGUGGAGGAGCUUGCCAGCCAGGGUGAAGGCAAGCAGGCAAAGGGCCAAGCCUUUUCUCUUGGUCUUUCCUUUCAUCUGUCACCGGAAGGUACUCCCCAUACCCCCACAUGUAGGGUGGAUCUUGCCCACUCCAAAUAAGAAAAUCAAAGCUAACCUCACCUCACAGGCGUGCCCAGCAGCUCGCAUUUGAGCUGAUUCCAGAUCCAGGCAAUAUGACAACCAAGAUUAGUCAAUCAGGCUGCCUAGGCCAGCUUCUCAGGAUGAGUUUCCAGGGCAGAUAAAAGGAUGCUUGGACAUCCCUGGACAAGUGCAGGCUACAUGGUUCUCACCUGACUAGUGUAUAUUUCUGGUAACUAAAGUCAAGAGAGGGUGAUGAUAGUGGGUGCCAGAAGACUUAAUGUUUUGCCCUAACUUUUGGGCUGACCAGAACAGGGCCUUUCUACCCUCAGAGCCAAGCAAAAGUAGAAGAGGUCUACCAAGGACCUUUGAGUCAACAGUCUGGACCGAGAUGUCUCGCAGUGACCCUGUCACAUGGAGCUAUUUCCCCCUUGUGCAUUGACUUUACUAAAAGCGCUUGAUGGCUGCAUGAGGCUUCUCUUCCAACCCUUCCCUUGAUAGGUCACCAGUCUGGUCCCAAGAAACAAAUUCGUGACUGCUCUCCUGAGUGUCACAGAGGCCUUGUCUUGUCUUGCUCCCAUGGGCAAGGGUCUGGAGGUAGACAGGGGGGAAUCACAGGGUGGAGUGGAGUCGGCACCUCCAGGGCUCACAUGUAAGCCUGUCUCAGUACUUACUCAGAGCGCGGGUGAUAGCACUGAGGUCCAGAUCUUCGUUAUCCAUUGAAAUACAGUGACACACACACACACACACACACACACACACACACACACUCGCAUUUUCUAAGAGUCACUUCAAAAAUGUAAAAAGAGGAAUGCUGAGAUGGCUCAGAGGCACUUGCUGCCAAACGGGACAACCUGAGCUCAUACCUAGGACUCACCCGGUAGAAGGAUGGGACCGAUUCCUGCAGGUUGUCUCCUGACCUCUAUACACACACUGUGGCACAAGUGUGACUCCCUUCUCCUGGAAAUAAAUGUAAUAAAAUUUUUAAUGUAAAAAGAGGCACGUGACAUCAAUUUUGUUAAAUCAAAUAUAUCCAGGUUAUCAUUUCCACAUACAACCAUUCAAAAAUUAAUGGUGUAUUUAAAUUCUUUAGAAGUUUACUAUUUUAAUCAAUUAAUUUGUGUAU